AUUGUGACCCAGCAGGUGAAUUCAACUGGGUACAUUUAUAAUGACUUUCCAUCAGGCAGAUAUGGUAUCUGGGAAAAAAGGACUUGAAUCCAGACCAUGUCCAUCAAACAGGAUUCUGGAACUUGCACAACAUAAAGAAAACAAAACGUUGUGGGUCACAACACCUUGUCCAAAGCUUACCUGGGGCAAUCAGGAGUCAAUAUGGCCUCUGUCUUACUCAGCGCUGGGUGCAGUUCCAACAGAGAGAAUCCAAUACCUAGCUAAGCACAAAAGAGACUUCUCAGCAUGGGAGGACCACCUGAGGAAAGACGAGGAGGUGAUCUCCUCCAGGAAGACAUUACGUUCUUCCUCCAAGACAGCCCAGUACGAGCUCGUUGUCCGCCUGUCAACACCCAAGAGCAGGUCCCGAAGCUCCCAAGAAAUGGGUCCUCCUCACACGUCGUGUUGUGAGUACAGCUGCCCCAUCUGGCACAUAGACCCCAGAGUGAGAACUGCUGAGACCACUCCACGGCUACUACAGCUAGCCAAUCCCAAAGCGAACCACCUCAACUUCAAAAGCAACAAGGAGAAAGUGGAAACAUACAUUUCCUAUGCUGCCAAAACAGCCCAGACCACUCCCAGGCUGGACCAGCUCUCGCUGCCCAAGUUGAGGGACAGUAAAAUGUUCUUUGAGCGAGGACAUCCAGAGGACUCCAUUUGGCCAGUGUCAAGGAGAGCCCGUCAGGCCACAGCAACUUCACGACUUCAAACUCUAUCAGCUCCUAAGGGACUUAAUAAGGACUACAUCCCUCUGAGAGACCUACCACCUUUAUGAGCUUGCUUCUCCGUCAAGGUCCAUGUUGGUGCACAAUGUACUAGGAACAUGGCCACUGAGAAAAGCAAAAUAAAUGGGCACAGAGUACUCAAGGGGUCUCUAAUACAACAACGUCUUGUGCUUUAAAAAAAAUCUGUUUGGCGCCAGAGCCGAGAUGGGAAAACCGGGCGCUUUUGUCCCCCACUGGUUUUGCAAUCAUGUGUAUUGAGAUGUGUUGCUUGGAGCUCUUUUUGACGACAUAGAAGCAAUACAUUACAUUUGUCUUUAGCAAACAGCCAAACCAAACGGUUGCUUUGCUCCAAUAGGCUCUCUUUCCAGAAGAAUGUGUUUUCAUCUUUUGAAAUGAGAGCAACGGUAUGAUAAAAGGAUCCCCAUGUGUUUCGACAUUUCAAUCAUUCUGGGUUCUCUGUUUAUAUCAAAACCACCUGUUGUAAAGAUUCCUCGCGUGUUUUCCUGGAGAUAGUGAAAUCUCAUAGAUUGAUUCAAAAACCAUAUUCUCGCCCCAGGAGCUUUAAAUGUCAGCCUCCCAGUCUAUAUGACCACUAUUUAAUUUACAAAAGGCACCGUGACCUCUGUUUGAAAUACACCGUAAUCCCGGUUACACUACAGGCACAUGUGAGCAUUACCUAAAAGUGGACACAAUAGCUUUCAAUGGGGCUAUGUGGAUUUAGAGCGGUGCGGGAGGUUUGGUGGAGCCGCCAUGAGUGUAGGGCCCGAGCGGAGAGGUGAACAGACCUCGGAGGCUGGACUUCAAAUCAGAUCCAAGCGUCCAACUGGGACCUAAUCUUGGAUAAGCCAGCAAUGAUCGCGACCUUGGACUGCAGGAUAAAGAGGGAUAGAGUGGAAGGUGGAGGAGGGCGAGGAGUGUCAUGACCGUUGGUGCCUCCCACUGGUUGACUCACUUCCCAUGGGGCACCUGUUCCUACAGAGGAGCUCUGAUCUAUGUUGCUGGUUCUCUGUCUGUAUGUGGCAGCCGGCUCUGACACGUUCAUCAAGCUCCAGCUGACACUGAUAGGCUCUGAGUGGGGUGGCUGUCUCACUGUCUGGAUCCCGCCAGUUACAUGAGAUGUUGACGCUUGCAGAGUAUUAGUGAGACUGAUCUGGAUUUGGCAGAGAACUGCAAUGCUAUAUUAAACUACACUUUUUACAAAGGGCUUCUAAACGGUCCGUAAUUACUUUAUAGACAGUUCAUUAUGGAUGUAGUAAUUGGUAAUAAACUGUGUGUGUAAAUAUAUCCCCUCUUUAAACACCUGAAUGAAGAUCACAUUUUUAACUACUGGGGGAAACUAGCUACUUUCACAUUUAGCCACUUAAACCCUAUGAAGAGCUGUCUGCACACAUCUAUUUCCUAUCAACUCUUCACUGCCUCAAUGCUUAAGUAUGCAAACAAAUGUCAUGGUUCAUUUUGUAUCUUAUCGGCCUUGAUUGAUCUUCUCAUAUUUUCCUUGACUAUUCAAGGCUGCACUCAAAUACCCUUUGAUCAAAUAAAAUCUAAAAUAUGUGGUCGGCCUACAUCUUCAACCCCCACACACAUGCACUUCCUCCUAAUGCAGGGAUAACAACAAACCAAGACAUCCUCACUUGCCCCUUUUGGUUUAACUUUAAAUAAAGUUAAAAUCGACAAGAAAAUGUCAUCCUUGUGAGAACUGUUGUCGCUCAUACAUCGAAGCACAUGUGAAUCCUCUUAGUCUAGCAGCUUCUUGAGUCCUGGAAAGUGCGUCUUGGACAGAGUGCAGUUUGGACACUUCUGGAGUCAGUUACUGGGGCCAGCUGGACCAGGCUCUGACGCUCACCAGUCUUGGGGUGACAGAUUCCACACAAGCCUGCUAAGACCUCUUAGCAACAGACAAUGCAGGGCCCAUUCAAAUUCCAUACACACCACAUUGACCUCUUAUAGAGCACUUAACGGCCUUUCAUUCCACUGAAUUGUGGUUCGGAAAUGACAUAACAAGCGGUAUGGCAUUAUCUUCCUGAUAUACUUUGCCAGCUAUCAGCACAUAUCAAUAAAGGUGGAGUAUACUUUUUUUCCCUCUGAUCUUCAAAUAUCCAUUUCUUUAUUGGUUUGUUUACUUAUUUUUAGUUGUUUUGCAGCUGCAACACAAGUCAUAAGAUGGCAUGCAAUGGUUUAAGAGUGGGACAAUAUGCCUUCAGCUGGAGCUUGAUGAAUGUUCAGCAAUUGGUGAGUAAAAGCUGCUCAGCUCUCAACAAACACACUUGUUUUUCCCUCUUUGGGUGUGACUCUCUUUUUACACAGUCAGCUGAACAGGGGAAACAAAACAGACCGGGACAGGAAGAACAGUAUAUACCACUGUGUGUGUUCAGCAUGUGCAGCCAGGACACACAGCUAUCUCUUAUAACACACUGUAAAACAGAGAGGAGAGUUUUAUUAGGACCAGAAGUACCUGAGUUAGUAUAUAUUUUUGUUGUAGGCGGUUCCCACAAUCAGUCCAUCAUUAACCUAAGUUUGUUGGCAGGAUAUCACUCCCUUCUCUCUUUACUUCACGUUAUUUCCCCCAGACAGAUAUUUAGAAACUGGGACAACUGAACCGACAAGUAGGUGGCAUCACCUGCUGGUGGUUGUUUGCUCUUAAACCUCAGCUUACUUGUCUAAAGCCUUUCCCUCCAAAUUUGCCAUCUUCCCUGUUACAUGGCUAGCCGAUUCUGUAGAAUCUGUCGUAAAAUGAGUGCUGCCUCACAUCUUUUAUAGUCCCAUGAAAGCCUAAUGUUA
Messenger RNA from Oncorhynchus gorbuscha (pink salmon), 3542 nucleotides. RefSeq names its product testicular haploid expressed gene protein (gene spmap2l). The record is from RefSeq and is a predicted model, not a curated record. The transcript has 8 exons. Lineage: Eukaryota; Metazoa; Chordata; Actinopteri; Salmoniformes; Salmonidae. The coding region runs from base 41 to 814 and encodes 257 amino acids.